GGAGAUGGUUUUGUAGUUCAAGAAUCUCAGCCAGAACCGUUCGGGAGAGGAGGCCAAUUUUUCAAGCAUCAGAAACGGGAUUUAUGCAUAUGGUUUGAAUUUUCCUUGUCUUUACUAUGGGUCUUCCAACACUGGAAUUCAGCGAUUCUUUCUUGGACAGCCCAGACUUCCGAGACCGUUUAAAAUGCCAUGAAAUUGAACUGGAUCGGACGAACAAAUUUAUUAAGGAACUUAUCAAAGAUGGGAACAUGCUUAUCAGCGCUUUGAAGAGUCUGUCUGCAGCUGUGCUGAAGUUCUCUCAGUCUCUGCAAGAGUUCCAGUUCGAGUGCAUUGGAGAUGCGGAGACUGAUGACGAAAUUAAUAUUGCUCAAUCCUUCAAGGAAUUUGCACGGCUACUGACAACAGUGGAGGAAGAGAGAAGACGACUUAUCCAGAAUGCAGACGAUGUUCUGAUCACACCAUUGGAGAAGUUCCGCAAAGAGCAGAUUGGAGCUGUCAAAGAAGGAAAGAAAAAGUUUGACAAAGAAACAGAGAAAUACUACACAGUGUUGGAGAAGCACUUGAAUCUCUCAUCAAAGAAGAAAGAGGCCUUUUUACAAGAGGCAGACGCUACGAUCGGCAGAGAGAGACAAGUCUUCUUUGACGCUUCUCUGGAGUACGUCUUCAAAAUCCAAGAAGUACAGGAGAGAAAGAAAUUUGAAUUUGUUGAACCACUCCUGGCGUUCCUUCAAGGACUCUUCACAUUCUACCAUGAGGGCUACGAGCUGGCCCACGAGUUUGACCCAUACAAGCAGCAGUUGCAAUUCAAUCUUCAGAAUACGAGGAAUAACUUUGAGAGCACGAGGCAGGAAGUGGAGAAGCUGAUGCAGAGGAUUCGCUCGGCCGAGCAGGACUUCAAAGCGCCCGGCCAGUGGACAAUGGAGGGCUUCUUAUACGUCCAGGAAAAAAGGCCUCUGGGCUGCACGUGGAGUCGACACUACUGUACGUACGAGAAGGAGAGCAAGAUGUUCACCAUGAGCAACACAGAGAUCAAGUCAGGGAGCAAACAGAAUGGGCUGGUGAUGAGCGCUCCCGAGAUGUUCAAGCUCAAAUCGUGCAUACGAAGGAGAACCGACUCCAUCGACAAGCGCUUCUGCUUUGACGUCGAAGUGGUGGAGAGAGGACAUAGCACAUGUCAAGGAUUUCUAUACAGUCCCCUGAAGUGUUUCUAUAAAGUGCGGCACGGUGUGAUCACACUUCAGGCCCUGUCCGAAUCCAACCGGCGGCUGUGGAUGGAGGCCAUGGAUGGCAAAGAGCCGAUAUACACCUUACCAGCGCUCCUGAGCAAGAAGGAAGAGACAUUUUUAAACGAGACCGGCUUCAACUUUGUGAAGAAGUGUGUUCAUCUUGUAGAGACGAGAGGCAUAGACAUCAUGGGCUUGUACAGAAUAGGAGGUGUCAACUCCAAAGUACAGAGACUGAUGGUCUCAGUAUUUGCUCCCAAGGCCCCAGUGGAUGUGGAUCUGGAUCCAGACACUUGGGACAACAAGACAAUCACAAGUGGACUGAAGAAUUACCUCAGGUGUCUCUCUGAACCCCUGAUGACCUACAGACUACACAAAGACUUCAUCAUGGCUGUCAAGUCUGAUGACCAGAACUACAGAGUGUGUGCCGUCCAUGCCCUCGUCUAUAAACUGCCAGAGAAGAACAAAGACAUGCUGGAUAUCUUGAUCAAGCACCUGCAGACGGUCUCCACUCACAGCCAGAAGAACCUGAUGACCGUGUCCAACUUGGGUGUGAUCUUCGGGCCGACGCUCAUGCGCUCCCAGGAGGAGACGGUUGCCGCCAUGAUGAACAUCAAGUUCCAGAACAUCGUCGUUGAGAUCCUCAUCGAAAACUACGAGAAGAUCUUCCAGCAGGCCCCGGACCCCAACGUGCCGCUGCCGCAGCCCCAGACCCGCUCUGGCUCCAGCUCUCGCCGCAGCCGGGCCAUCUGCCUCUCGUCCGGGCCCCGCAAGUCCAGGGGCUACUACCCAACCACCCUCUGCCUGGCCGAUGCAGACAGUCAGUGCGACACGUUCAGCAGCAGCCCCAGCAGCACCCCUCAUGGCAGCCUGGAGUCCCUGUCCUCCCACUCCUCCGAGCAGAACAGCCACUCCAAGGCCGGCUCGCCCUCUCACUCCCACACCCACUCCCACUCCCACUCCAAGGGCUCCUCCUCCAAGCAUCACUCUGGCGCCCUCUGCUGGAGCCAUUCGUCAUCGCAGGCCUCCUCUUCCUCGCACUCUAAUGGACCCAAAAGCCCUCCAGCUGCAUCCUCAGGAUCUGCAGCUGGCACUGCCACCACCGCACGAGGGUGCACCAGCAGCCCAGACUCCAGCUCCAAGGAGGAUGCUGGGGGGAAGACGGAUGACGGGGAGGCGGAGGAUGGGUUGAGCGUGUCGUCCCUGACCCCGGUGGUGGGGCGGAGGUCGCCGACGCCAGAGGUGCCGAUGAGGGUGAAGGGGAUCGCGGGAGGGGGAGGAGGAGGGGAGCAGCAGCAGAAGGCUGGCCAUCGGAGCCUGUCGGCGUCGUCCUCUCUCACGUCCCUUCACAUAUCAGAGGGUUGCAGGAGCCUCCAUGGCUCCGUGGUGAGCCUGGCGUCCAAGAGGGAGAGCCUGAAGAGUGUUCCACUGCCCGACCUGCCCCCUAAACGGGUGGAGCACAAGCGGACAGACUCGGGCACCAACGGAUACCAGAGACCGCUGUGUGGAUCACGAGUGGGCUCAAAAACCUCGCUUUUCGACAACCCUGCUGAAACCAAACCCACCUCGGUUGGAAGACAUGCAAAGGCCCUGUACUCCUGCAUGGCAGAGCACAGUCAUGAGCUCAGCUUCCCCCAGGGGGCGAUAUUCUCCAAUGUGCACCCCUCAGUUGAACCUGGUUGGCUACAAGCAACAUAUGAAGGAAAGACUGGACUAAUCCCAGACAAUUAUGUAGAGUUCUUGUAAGGAACAAACAUUAACAUGAUGUUCCCAUGGUAUCCAUGGUACGAGUCUUUUGUGUUAAAUAUAGUGAAAUGUUUAACAUUUGUGCAUAGUUUUGUACAUAGUACUGAUGACGUAUUUUUUCCCACACUCAGUGUUAUUUUGCAUUGCAGGUACAUGUGAAUGAAACUGAGUCACCAAUAUUACACAAAUUGUCUAAAAUAUAUUGACAUUGUCUUUUAGAAUACCUUUAAUAAGCCUUACAUAAUGACGAAUGACAUUUUUUAUUCCAGAUGGUACAUUGUCACAGGUUUACUGAAGACUUCACUAUUUCCUUGAACACUUAACUUUCAUACUACACUUCAUUUGAGCCAGUAAUACUAUUCCAUGGUGUCUCACCAGUUCUGCCUUAUAUACAAAUUAAUAUACAAUUGAGAUUGUGUUAUGUAAUUCUUUUUUUAAACAAAGAGCAAAGUAGUCCUCCAUUUCAAUAACAUUCUAAAGAGAUUUUUUUAUAUAAUUUAAUGUUAUUCAGGUUAGUCAGUAUUAUUAAACCAAUCACACUGCUGAUGGGGUAGCAUCGUAUUGUAGUGGCAUUGCACAGUGUUAUCAUGAAUAACAUGGGUACACGUUAAACUCUGUAAAGGCUCUGACAGCUUAGGUACUGUAAUGAUUUGCUCACCUCCAGGCGUACGCAGAGGUGUCAAUCCCUCUUUCUGGAUUUUUCUGAUUGUAUUGUUUCCCCCUGUGCACUGAAAAGGACACACUGCAACUUUUUCUGGGCCAUUGAUAAAUUUUUUGACAGACGUUUAAAUGCGAUGAGGCAAGAUUUUCAAGUUAAUUGAUCGGCUUCAUGCAUUAGCCGAUGCUUUCACUGAGUCAUUAAUAGGUGAGCGACGACUCUCCCAAACACGUUCACGGCCUGUGGGCUUAAAACUGCACUUGCAAAAUUUGACGACUGACGAACCAAACUCUAUAGCAAAUCAAACUUGCCAUAGGAUAACUUGACUUCACGUACUGCAGUAGCCAUAAUUGUGUUUGUUUGGCCCAGUGGAACUCAUGCUCGUUAAAAAUGGCGAGACAGCCAUCUUGGCAGACACCUCAAGAACUGUUUAUCGCAAUUUUAAAUGACACAUUACAAGGCGAAUGAAGACUGUCCCCCGCAGUCUGUGGACAGUGUGAACAGUCUGUGGACUUGUAAGGGGAGCUCUAUCUUACAAAGUUAAUAACAAAAAAGCCACUAAAAGUUGCAUAGUGUUUAUCCAAGGUGAUUAUCUAGCUAGCUAAUCUACUGAUCUGAUGACUUCUGUGCUCAUCAGGAUCAGCUGGUUCAGGAAAUGGAUGGAUUAGAUCAGGGGUGUCAAACUCAGGCCCGGGGACCAAAUCUGGCCCGUGGAGUAUUUUAUUUGGCCCGUGAGAUCAUUCCAUUUGGCCCGCGAGAUCAUUCCAAAUCCAUAUUACAGUUGGCCCAUAUGCAUUACUGUAUUCAUAGCGUAGCAAGACUUGAACAUGAAAUUUGGCAUCUCACAGGAAUAGUGGGACCAGAGGCCAUUGAAACAACUCACACUCAUAGUCAUAUGUAAGCACAAUAUGUGGCACAUUUGAACCACCAUAUACAUGGGUUUCCUAUUUGUAAACAAUCCUCUCUGCGUGCACAGCCAGGGGUCCCUCUUCAACCUCUGAUUGUUGGAAUUUGCUGUCACUCAAUAAAUGCACUCACGUGGUUGGCUGCUUAGCAUCUUGCCCCUUCUCACAUUGCAAAUGUUUGUAAAUGGGAAACCUAUCUGUUGUAUCAUGGGAAAGAGUGUGUGUGAAAUUUAACUAUGAGUAUUUAGCCCAUGCACAAACAACUUUUAGUUAAUUUUCUUGAAUAAAUAUUGAGUUUGGCCCAUAACUUUACUCCAGAUUUUAAUUUUGCCCCUCAGUCAAAUGUGAGUUUGACAGCCCUGGAUUAGAUUCUUGAUGGGGAGUUUCCUACCUGAGGUUGGGAUUGGCACUUCUGGAUGUACGCAUGUCAUUGUUGAUUUGUAAUGUAAAUCUACGAUGUGCUCACUGAAAUCAAAGUAGCUGAUGUACAUGUAGUUUUUUCUACUGUAUUUUUUUCUGACACUGGUCUAUCAUUGUAUGCAUUGUAUUAUUUAAAAUGACUUACAAUUGUAAUAAAUAACUUCAGUGCCUUAAAAGUCCAGAGGAAAGGCGGGACGUCAUCAUUUGUAGACAGAAUAGCACACGGACUUCCGUUGUUAUCGCCUGUAUUGUGUACAUUAACUCAAAAUAAAUGGA
Engraulis encrasicolus (European anchovy) is the source of this 5228-nucleotide messenger RNA. It is a transcript of the gene arhgap42a, whose product is annotated as Rho GTPase activating protein 42a. The transcript is spliced from 25 exons. Gene Ontology annotation, biological process: signal transduction. The record is from RefSeq and is a predicted model, not a curated record. Gene Ontology annotation, molecular function: GTPase activator activity; protein binding. Gene Ontology annotation, cellular component: cytoplasm. The coding region runs from base 117 to 2969 and encodes 950 amino acids. NCBI's taxonomy places the organism in Eukaryota, Metazoa, Chordata, Actinopteri, Clupeiformes, Engraulidae.